GAUCGCAUCUUACAGAUACUACAACUCUGCCUGAGUGAACCAAAGCUACGGGGAACCAGACACUUAGCAUCACCCUUAUAAGGCCCUUCAGCCUCGUGUUUUACUGCUUUAGAGUCCUGCAACUUUAUUUGUCUGCUCUUGACUUGACUUGUUCUUUCUACCUUCACCCCCACUCGGACCCUUCAACCCCACCUGAGCAGUUCCGCCACUACCUAGGUACCUACCUACCUCUCUACCUUACCUGCGUCUACUCUCUAACUACCUUACCUUAGUGCCUCACUUUUACGAGCUCCAUCUCCUCCAAAGCUCAAUCUCUUCUCUACCUAUCUCGAUCCCUACAAAAAAGACAUUCACAAUGGUCGACCGUCCAAACAAGCCCUCGGCGCUCGCCUCUACCCCCGCCGCGCCUCCUCAACCCACCGUCGACAUCACUCACGACAACUCCCGCGUCAAGGCCGUUCUUCCCACCGGCGAGAGCGUAGAGGUUCUUCUCCACGGCGCUACUGUCAUCAGCUGGAAGGAUGCUUCGGGGGCUGAGAAGCUCUGGGUCAGCGAGUCUGCUGCUCUUGACGGAAGUGCUGCUGUUCGAGGAGGUAUUCCCAUCGUCUUCCCGGUCUUUGGUACUGCCCCCGACCACGAACCGGUAGCCAAGCUUCCCCAGCACGGCUUUGCUCGUAACUCGCGAUGGGAGUUCCUUGGAAAGUCUACCAGCGAGGGCUCUAGCUCUAGCGUGAAGCUCGACUUUGGUCUUUCCUCCGAGAGCAUCAGCGAAGAGUUCAAGGCUCUUUGGCCCUACAAGUUUGCCCUCAUCUACAGUGUCUCUCUUGACCCUGAGAGUCUCAACACUACUAUUGUUGUUACCAACGAUGGUGACACUGCUUUCGACUUCCAGACUCUUCUUCACACCUACUUCAAGAUCAGCGACAUCUCUUCCACAGAGGUCACCGGUCUCGAGGACUCCGUCUACUUCUCCAAGGUCUCCAGCUCAGAGGCCACCCAAUCCGGCGCCGUCACCUUCUCCGCCGAAACCGACUCCAUCUACACCCCCGCCAAGGGUCCCUCUCACCCAGUCGUCAUCUCCGAGUCCGGCACUCCCCGUCUCCGUAUCGUCCGUGACAACCUCGACCAGGUCGUCGUCUGGAACCCUUGGGUCGACAAGUCAACCGGCAUCAAGGACUUUACUCCCAAGGACGGCUGGAAGAACAUGCUCUGUGUUGAGCCCGGCUCUGUCAAGGGAUGGCAGAAGCUGGAGAAGGGCGAUGCUUUCGAGGCGGCGCAGACCAUCACUCUGGUCUGACUUGGCAAGAGUGAGGGAAUGAGGAGAUUCAAGAUAUGACAGUUUUUACGUAACGGCAGCACAAUAAUUUGAGAUGGACAUGAUAUGAAUUAACUUGUGUUUUGAAAGACAAGCCCUUAUGCUUAGAUUAGAGAUGAAAGAAGGUACCAACUCACAAGAUCACGGCCGUCAGUGCUGUGUUUUAUCAUUCGAGAUUUCUCAUACCCAACCAAGUGUUUCAAAGUCUCAUUUUUCUGCUUAUUCCCAAGUUGCUCCCAUGAUAUUCACUGCUCCUAUUUUGUUCCAAUGUACAUUUUCUUCAUGUCAAAUUCUAGUGUCACUUAUAUGCUCAG
This is a messenger RNA of Fusarium verticillioides 7600, 1629 nucleotides long. RefSeq lists its product as hypothetical. Gene Ontology annotation, molecular function: carbohydrate binding; isomerase activity. The transcript has 3 exons. NCBI's taxonomy places the organism in Eukaryota, Fungi, Ascomycota, Sordariomycetes, Hypocreales, Nectriaceae. Bases 356 to 1297 code for a protein of 313 amino acids. Gene Ontology annotation, biological process: carbohydrate metabolic process. The record is from RefSeq and is a predicted model, not a curated record.